AUGAAGGUGACGUUCAAGGAUCUGAAGCAGCAAAAGUUCGUGCUCGAGGUCGAGCCGACCGAUCUUAUCUCGGCUGUCAAGCAGAGGAUUUCGGAGGAGCGGGGCUGGGAUCCUAAGCUCCAGAAGCUGAUUUACUCCGGCAAGAUUCUCAAAGAUGAGGACACCGUCGAGACCUACAAGAUUGAGGAGAAGGGCUUCGUUGUCUGUGUCGUGAACAAGCCCAAGCCGGCUCCUGCUGCCGCUGCCACUGCCGCGGCGUCGUCUUCGUCCGCCGUUCCCGCGACACCCGCUCCCGCGCAAGCGUCUACCCCGGCCGCUCCGGCCGCCCCCGCACAGUCUUCCGGCACCGCCCCUGCGGCCCCGUCCACACCGACCCCGAACCGAGCUGCCGCUCCUGAGGCGGCAUCCAAUGACCCAAAUGCUUUGGCUAUGGGCCAGCAGCGCGCAGAGGCCAUUGCCAACAUGGAGGCCAUGGGCUUUGAGCGCUCGCAGAUCGACGCGGCCAUGCGCGCUGCGUUCUUUAACCCGGAUCGUGCGGUUGAGUAUCUCCUGACGGGCAUUCCCGACCAUCUUCAACAAUCCUCGAGUUCCCGCCAAGCUGCGCCGGCCGCAUCCUCUCCCGCUCCGGCCGCUGCUGCCGCUACCGGUGGCAACGCCGAUGAUGAGUCCAACGUGAACCUCUUCGAUCUCGCGGCCCAGCAAGGGCGUGGCUCCGGUGCGCGUGGGGGUGGUGGCGCCGACGCUGCUGCUGCUGCUGCGGCCGCUGGCGGUGGUGGAGAGGGCCUUGGGGACCUUGAGGGGCUCCGAGCCAACGCACAGUUCCAACAACUUCGCCAAUUGGUCCAGCAACAGCCCCAGAUGCUCGAACCUAUUCUGCAACAGCUCGGCGCCGGUAACCCUCAGCUCGCCCAACUGAUCGCCCAGAACCCCGAGCAGUUCCUCUCCCUCCUUAGUGAGGCGGGUGGAGACGACGAUGCCCCGCUCCCGCCCGGAGCCCACCAGAUCUCCGUCACCGAGGAAGAGCGCGACGCCAUUGAGAGGCUUACCCGUCUAGGGUUCACACAAGACCAGGCUAUCCAAGCUUACUUUGCCUGCGACAAGAACGAGGAGCUCGCCGCGAAUUUCCUCUUUGACCAGCCCGAUGAUGACGAGGACAUGCAUUGA
This is a messenger RNA of Dichotomopilus funicola, 1164 nucleotides long. RefSeq names its product XPC-binding domain-containing protein. The coding region runs from base 1 to 1164 and encodes 387 amino acids. The transcript is spliced from 6 exons. Lineage: Eukaryota; Fungi; Ascomycota; Sordariomycetes; Sordariales; Chaetomiaceae. Gene Ontology annotation, cellular component: cytosol; nucleoplasm. Gene Ontology annotation, molecular function: proteasome binding; polyubiquitin modification-dependent protein binding; damaged DNA binding. Gene Ontology annotation, biological process: proteasome-mediated ubiquitin-dependent protein catabolic process; nucleotide-excision repair. The record is from RefSeq and is a predicted model, not a curated record.